Messenger RNA from Cyanistes caeruleus (blue tit), 2171 nucleotides. The record is from RefSeq and is a predicted model, not a curated record. NCBI's taxonomy places the organism in Eukaryota, Metazoa, Chordata, Aves, Passeriformes, Paridae.
CUGUCAGGAAAAGGCGGGAAGAGCCCUCAGGCACCAAAAGCAGCGGGCGCGGCCCUUGGUCAGUCAGGACAGGUGGAAAAAGCCCUUGGCAGGUCAGGAAAGAGAAGUUGGACUGACCUUCACCAGCCUCAAUGGAGGAGCAUGGUCUGUGUUCCACUGAAACACCAGCUGGGAACAAGGCCAGCUUCAGGGAAUCAAGUCUGUCUGGUCAGGAAAGUCAUGUCCCCAGUUCUGAGGUUCUUGAAGCAAUAGAAAAUGUUAUCCAAGGUAUAUUUCAAAGCCUGGCUCAAAAUAAAGCACCUGUUCUCACAGUGGCUAACAGAACAGACUGGAGGAACAUCGAAUUUAAAGAUUCUGUAGGUCUACAGAUGAUACCAGGUUGUACUACAAAACAAAUAAGAAGUGACUGCCCUCAAUCUGCAAGAAGAUUUGCUUUGAUGCUCAAGAUAUUAUCAAUGAUCUAUAAGAUGGUGCAGAGCAACACUUAUGCAACUAAAAGAGAUAUAUAUUAUUCAGAUACUCUACUGUUUGGGAGCCAAAGUGUUGUGUCGGGAUUCUUCUCAGAGAUUUCUUGUUUUGUCUGUGCAGUAUAGUAACUUCCCAUUUACUCUGUACAACUUACUAUUUUUUUCCAGCUGUCUACAACUAAAGGUUUUGUUGCUGGUAAUUUAAGUUACACUGAGGAAGAUGGUACAAAAGUGAAUUGUACCUGCAGUGCAACAGCAGUCACGGUGCCAUCUAAUGUUCAAGGAAUUAAAAAUUUAACCUCACAUGCCAAAUUUAUAUUAAUUGUAGAAAAAGAUGCAACUUUCCAGAGACUCCUGGAUGAUGACUUCUUCAAUAAAGUGUCCCCAUGUAUCAUGAUCACGGGAAGAGGCAUACCAGAUCUUAAUACACGACUUUUGGUCAGGAAGCUAUGGGAUUGUUUUCAAAUUCCUAUUUUCACCCUUAUGGAUGCAGAUCCACAUGGUAUAGAAAUAAUGUGCAUCUACAAAUAUGGAUCUGUGUCAAUGUCCUUUGAGGCCCAUCAUCUCACCGUACCCUCUGUCAAGUGGCUUGGUCUCCUUCCAUCUGAUCUCGAGAGAUUAAACAUAUGCAAAGAUGCCUUGAUUCCAUUUACAAAGCAAGAUGAAAAUAAGUUAGCAAGUAUUCAAAAGAGACCUUACAUUGCUUGUCAGCCACUGUGGAAAAAAGAGCUGGAAAUUAUGGCAGCAUCUAAACUGAAGGCUGAAAUUCAAGUUUUAACUUCUCUCUCAUCAGAUUACCUGUCCAGAGUCUAUUUACCAAACAAACUGCAGUUUGGUGGAUGGCUAUGAAUGCUGCUCUGCAAAUGAAAUGUUUUUCUAUAUAUUGAUUUAAUUUGACUGCACUUAAGAAAAAAAAGUGCAGAGGCAAAGGAGUAUCUGUUAGUUUCUUGUUCGGUUUCUUUCUCUCUGUACCUGGAGUAAAAUUUUCUCUUUUUCUUUGUUCAAACUAUAAGAGUAAUUAUGAAUUUUGCAGAAUACUGCUGCUUCUAAUCUGUGGUUUCCGCUGUGAAACAGCGCCAAAUGCAAUAACACACAUAGAAAAGAUAAUUAAAUAUGUUCCUUCUGGCCAGAAAAAUGUGAAGUUUAAAAAUUUAUCCAGGAACUGUUUUGCCUUCUGUUUUAAAGCACAGCAUGAUGCUGUACCAAGCUUUUUAUAAUUGAGGGGAGUGAAAGAUUUGCUUAAGAAUCUAUUGUAUAUUCCUCUUUUUGGAAAUUAUUUGAGGUACAGAAUGUUCACUGUAAAUUCGGACCUAAAAGCCAGAAAUAAUUCCUUAUUAGUGCAUAUCUGAAGCAGCUAUUAAUCUUCCAGCAAUCAAAUUACUAUUUGUCUUCAAUGAACAAAUAAGAAAGCGGAUGUUACCGAUUAAGAAUUUAAUAAACAAUCCUGUUAAUAAUGCACAUCAUAACAGAAUCCCUUGUUCAUUAUAUUUAUUUAGCUGGCUGUUAAACAGUAAGGAGAGGCAGAAAGCUGAGGUGAUUAAAGUGUACAUUAAUUUUUAUGUGAGGUUGCCAGACUGUGUAGAAAAUACGUCCAAAAUUGAUCUCCACAGUCAUUAGCAUGGAUAUUAGAGACUAUAUUUUCAGUAGCUUUAUUUAGUUGGGGAUUUUUACGGCUGUUCCACCAGUAUUAAACUUGAAUAAAAC